Molecule: messenger RNA, 1259 nt
Organism: Drosophila takahashii
Lineage: Eukaryota; Metazoa; Arthropoda; Insecta; Diptera; Drosophilidae
Product: peritrophin-48
Cellular component (GO): extracellular region
Molecular function (GO): chitin binding
Source: RefSeq, a predicted model, not a curated record
AAGGUGCAGUAUCAUUUGUGUUGUGAUUGCCGCCACCGACAGAUCGCAACGGGAGGUUCCAGUUACCAGGAUAAAAGUGAAACAAAGGAUAUACACCAUGAAUAAAGCUAGCGCUAUCCUGUCGCUGCUGUUCGUGGCCAGCGCCUUGGGCGGCGUGAUCGAGGACUUCGAGUACCUGUCGGUGGACGCGAUGUGCGAGCUGUUGCCGCAGGACACGAGCUUCCUGCGACCGAAUACCUGCGACAACUGGGUGCGCUGUGCCACCAACUACAGUGCCCUGGAGCAGGGCGGCUGUGCGUCAGGACUGUACUACAACAAGGAGCUGGGUCGCUGCAUCCUGGCCUCCAGUGCCGUGUGUCCCUAUGCGGGUCUGGCCAUCGAGAAGCCCAAGAAUCUGUGCGCCAACGAGACGGAGGGCGCCUUCAUCGUGGAUCCCAGCAGCAGCAAUUGCCGCGGCUACAUCCUGUGCAAGGCCAACAAACAGAUCCAGGCCAACUGCCCCAACGAGCUGGUCUUCCAGCCGACCUCGCGUUCCUGUGUGUACGAGACCCAGUACAAGUGCCCCGCCAGCCAGACCAAGAAGUCAUCGCCGGCCUGCCGAUCGCUGGCCAAUAACACCCGUCUGGCCGAUCCCGUCCACUGCGAUCAGUACUACGAGUGCGUCAGCGAGGUCCUUCACAGUCGCUCCUGCCCAGUGCAAACGGCCUACGAUGCCGAUCUCGGCUACUGCGUGGAUGUUAGCGAGGUGACGUGCUAUGAUACGGCUGCCCUGCCGGAACCCGAGAACACCUUCUGCCUGGACAAUGCCACCGGAUCCGCUCGUGUGGGCUACUUUGCCGACGAUCUGUCCUGCUCCCACUACUAUAUCUGCGGCAAUCCCGUCGCCGGCAAACACGACACGGAGCCCAAGCACCUGAGUUGCCCCCUGGGCCAGUACUUUGACUUCGAGAAGCUGUCGUGCAGGGAUAGGUUGAAUGUGCGCUGCCAACUGGACAGGUGUGUGGGCACCAACAUGACCUACGUAAAUGUGGCCGGCGAUUGCCAGAGCUACGGACGCUGCUCCGGCGGAGCGACCGUCAGUUUGGGCCACUGCCCCACGGGCUACUACUUCGACGAACGCAACCAGGGAUGCACCCAAACCAAUUACCACUACAUCGCCUGCUCCGUUUAGGAACGCCGCAAUGGCACUUCAAAUAUCACUCAAAAUUUAAAGCCCUAAUAAAUCGAUCCAAUUUAAGGUGGAGGUCAAAUGCAUUGUA